Molecule: messenger RNA, 1821 nt
Organism: Phaedon cochleariae (mustard beetle)
Lineage: Eukaryota; Metazoa; Arthropoda; Insecta; Coleoptera; Chrysomelidae
Source: the annotation of a GenBank genome assembly
CAUUUCAUUCAAUGUUUUCAUUCCGCGACAAGCUUUCAUGGAAGUAGGCUGUGAUGCAGAGGUUCUUGAUAGUCACGAAUUUUACGAGAACCGACAACACGUGCGUGGAGUGACAGCAGUAGUGACAUUCCGAACUAUUUAUCAAUAAGCGCAUUUUCCACGGAAAACAAUACAUUCCCAUGACGGUUUCGAAUGCCACUGGGUGUUUAUAAUAAUUGCACGAACACCUGAUCAAUUGAGAAAAAGUGACUCAUACGGAAUACCAGAAAGAGAGUGAUUAAGCGGUAAAAACAAUGGGUGUCCGCGAGUUUUUCUUUUGUUUUUUGGCGUUUGUGUGUUGUUUCGUCGAUGUUUUCUCCAUCGAAGACUAUUGUUCGAGAAACAAUUUCAACAGCAGCGAUAAAUUCAUGCAUUUCACGAAAGAAGCCACGUUUGAGGAAUUCGCAGUGGUUGGCAAAUUCAAGGGUUUGCAUUGUUGUGCCAAAGGAUACAGGAGUAUUGAAUGGUACAAAGACGAUCGACUGUAUCCCUGGGCUCUGGAAAUCUCAUCCCUAAUCCUAGUACCCGAAAGUGGCAAUCAGACGAUAUACUCGCAAUCGUUGUCAGAAAAAGACGGUGGAAACUAUACUUGCGUACUAAGAAAUGACACUGUCCUACACAGUCAUACGAUACACUUCAGAGUUUUCGACAAAGUACCCGACGAACCAAAAAUAACAUACAUAUCCAGGGAUACCAGCGUUCAUGUUGGAGACAGUUUGAGGUUAUUUUGUGAAGCCUUCGCAGGACAAGUUGAUCUUCCAGAUGCUCAUAGCGAAGCAUAUUGGAAAAAAAUCGGGGCCAACAAUACCGUUCACAAUGUCCCAGACGUCAAUCAGUUGAAAGAAGACAGAGAGGUCGGUCAGAUAUUCGGUACUUACCUGACGAUAGACGAAGUGAAAAGAGAAGAUUUUGGCACUUACGUUUGCACAAUCACUAAACCUGGCAAAACCAUCGAUAGAUACGUAACCGUUUCCGAAAAAGUCGACGAAGUGGAGUACCUCAACCCCAACCCCGUCCCCCUCGCCAAACUCGCCCUCCUCCUCUCCGCCAUCCUGCUAGCCACCUCCACUCUGGCCCUCCUCUACCUCAAAUACGGCCUCGAGAUGCGCGUGCGCCUCAAGGACGCCUUCGGGGCCGACGAGCGUCGCGACGGCAAGCGCGACGACGUCCUUCUGCUGUCGGCGCCCGAUGACUCGGACCUAGCUCUGGGCGUGCUGGCGGCCGCUCUGGACGGCCGGUACCGGUACAGGUGCGCAGCGAAGGUGGUGACGUCAGACGUCGGCAUGUGGUACACAGACCUGAAAGAUGACGCACUAAGGUGCCGCCGCAUCAUAGCCGUCCUCUCCCCCGCUCUGUUCAAAGGCGAUUGGCAGUCUUCCAGCCUCCUUGAAGCGAUCAAUCAGCUCAAGUCUCUCGGCCCCCCUUUGAUAUGCGUGUCUCUGAAAGAGCUACCCAAAAGCGAAAACGAAACGAAGAACGCCCAAGGAGAGACCCUGACGACUCUAGCCAGGUCCGUGGGGGUGAUUUUGUGGGAGAGAAAGAGCGACGACGCAUUUUGGUACUCGCUCAGACUGAGACUGCCUGCCAGGAGGAGAUCAGACGAGGAUAACACUCGGUCGGAUCAGAGCGAAAGACUGAGCACGAACGGUCAGGAGUGCUUGGACAAUUUGGUGUGAGUCGGUUUCCAAUGUGUGAAAGUGUAUAUAUUUAUUUCCUUCUUAAUUUAAUUGUAUUUGUAUUGGAAUUUGUAGUGAACAGUGUUGGUCGAAAUUGUCUUGACAU